AUGGCGGUGACGGCGGCGAAUCUCUCGACGUUCGGCGGCAUCGCGACGGUGUCGCUCGUGCACUCGCUCAUCCCCACGCACUGGCUGCCGUUCAGCGUCGUGGGUCGCGUGCAGAAAUGGACCAUCCACCAGACGCUCUCCAUCACGGCAUUGGGUGCAUUCCUGCACGUGCUAUCCACGUCCAUCCUCGGGUUCACCGCAGUCACCAUGGCACACACGCUCGCAGGGGAGGAGGCAGUAGAAGCCAUCGCGUCCCUCCUCCUGCUCCUCCUCGGCGCCUGCUACAUUGCCCUCUUCCUCCUCACCCGCGGAAAACCCUCCCACUCCCACUGCCACGCCCACUCCCACCUGCCAACAACCAUGGCUGCUGCUGCCGCCGCCACUGCAGCCGCCACCGGAACCUCCUCGCCUGGUGGCUCCGCUGCUGCUUCGUCGAAAAGCGCGAACGCGAGUGGGAAACCUGAGGGGAUGGAGAGGAUAGCAGUGCUGGGGUUGGUGCUGGUGCCAGCGCUGUCCCCCUGUGCCACGACUCUCCCGGUGUUUCUGGCCAUCAGUGACGCGUCGGUGGGCACGAUGGCCAUUGCAGUGGCCGUGCUGCUCGCCUGCACGCUGUUCGUCAUGCUCACGCUCGUUGCACUCUCUUUUUAUGGAGCUUCUCAGGUGAAAUUCGGGUGGUUGGAGCGGUACGAGAAGCUGGUGGUGGGGGUGAUUCUUUGCGCCGUGGGCAUUCUCACUCACCUCUUCCACCACCAUGACCACCCACACGGGCACACCCACGGGCAUGAGGGGCAUGUGGGGCAUGCUGCUUACCACCAGCAUGCUUCUGUGUUUGCACCGGGGCAUACUGACAUCAUCACUGCUGGCACCAUGCUGAGCCACCAUCACUGA
Molecule: messenger RNA, 888 nt
Organism: Closterium sp. Naga37s-1
Lineage: Eukaryota; Viridiplantae; Streptophyta; Zygnematophyceae; Desmidiales; Closteriaceae
Source: the annotation of a GenBank genome assembly